AUGUUUGUUGGCUCGAACGGGAGCAUCUUCGUGAACAACGCCCACCCCGCCUACCCGCACCUCGCGGACUUCCUCACGUCAUGCUGCGAGCCCGUCUGCCGCACGCUGCACAUGAGCGAGUACGUCAUUUCCCCCUCCUCCCUUUCCGCGGCGAGCGCCGAGGGGACGUACUCGACGGGUAUGAUACGGAACUUCAUUCGGCACUUUCGCCUCGACGAGCAGCACCGACUGCCGGUGGACCUGGCGAAGUUCGCGGCGCUCGUGCGGCGAUUGGAGGACGAGGCGGAUGUGGCGCCCGGGGCAGCGCAAGCGUCGCAGCAGCUGCCUGCAAAAACGCCGGGAGACGAAGAUGGGGCGGGCGCGGAUGAGGGCGGGCUGAAGCGGGUGAAGAAGGAGAACGGCGAGCCAGCCUCCUUUGUGAAGCGGGAAACGACUGAGGCGGCGGCCGUGCCCCCUCGCCGUUUUCUCUCGCUUGUGAGGGGCGUCGUGGCCCGGCCGGAGCCGCUUGUCUCUCGUGCGGUGUGCUGCCCUGACGCCCUCCGUUCCUUGCCGCCGGACCUGGAGCAGAUGCUCUCGGAGGAGGAGCGGUCGUCGCGAGUGCGCAUCGUGCUUCAGCCGCGACUGCGGUCAUUCCAGCGACAACAGUCGCAUCUGCAACGGCAGGUGCACCAUGAAGACGAGGAGAGGCUUGCGUACUUCCUCGUGAGCCAAAAUCGGCAGCAUCUGGAGUUCCUGGUCAGCCGCCUGCAGGAGUUUUUGGUGCCCGUGUCCCUCCACGGUGUGAUGCGGUGGGUGCUCUCCGACGUGGACCGAGGCGUGGAGGAGAAGAGCGUCGUGGAGAGCGGCAGGGCCAAGACGUUGCGCAGACUUUUCGACACCCCGCCGGCGUCCGACGUGUCGGCGGUGGGCGAUGCUGGCAGCACAGGGAGAAAGUAUUCCCGCCUGGUCUACAAGAGCCAAGUAAAAGAUGGGAAGCUGCGCAAUGUGCGGGAGCGGCUCUUCAAGGAGCUUGGCGUCUGUGCGGACCUCUUCUACGACUACGGCCAGGAUGGCACACUCGCCGUGCGGGACUUGGCGCUCGCUGAGGACGUGCGUCUGCGUCCCUACCAAGUGGCCUCACUGGAGCGCUUUCGUUGCGGAAACAAGGCCCACCAGGGGGUGAUUGUGCUGCCGUGUGGGGCGGGGAAGACGCUCACGGGCAUUGGGGCGGCGGCGACCCUAAAGAAGCGGACGAUUGUCAUGUGCAUAAAUGUCAUGUCCGUCCUACAGUGGCAGCGCGAGUUCCUUCGUUGGACGAACCUGUCGGAGGAGCAGGUGACGGUGUGUAUUUCGGACAAAAAGCAAAUGCCCGGUGAUGUGUUUAUCACGACGUACAGCAUGCUGGUCGCGCGGCGGCCUGGCGUGCCAGAGGAGGAGCAGCGGGAGGAUGCAAAGAUGACCGCCCGCAUCCUUGCCAGCGUGGAGGAGCAGGCGUGGGGACUACUGCUGCUGGACGAGGUGCACACCGCCCUCGCCCACCACUUCCAGGAGGUGCUCAACAAGGUCAAGUACAAGUGUGUGGUUGGCCUCAGUGCGACGCUUCUGCGUGAGGACGACAAGAUUGGCGACCUGCGGCACCUCGUGGGGCCGAAGCUGUACGAGGCCAACUGGCUUGAGCUUACCCGAGCUGGUUUUCUCGCCCGCGUGGAGUGCGCCGAGGUGCAGUGUCCGCUUCCGCUACCCUUCUUCACAGAGUACCUAAAGAGUCAGGCGGAGGACGACCCGUUUGCGCGCCGCGGGACAAACUCACUCGCACGCGCCGUGGUGUGCUUCAAUCCGUACAAGCUGUGGAGUGCGCAGGCCCUGCUGGAGUUCCACCGCAACCGCUCGCCCCCCGACAAGGUCAUCAUCUUCUGCGACGACUUGGAGGGGGUGCACUACUACGCGCGCCACCUCAACGUGCCCUUCAUGGACGGGUUUACCUCGGAGGUGGAGCGUGCCAACCUCCUCCAGUACUUUCAGCACUCCAGCGACAUCAACGCAAUCAUUCUCUCCCGCGUUGGCGAUGUCGCGCUGGAUCUUCCAUGCGCCUCGGUUAUUAUCCAGCUCUCCGGGUUGGGUGCCUCGCGUCGCCAGGAGGCGCAGCGACUGGGUCGUAUCCUGCGUCCUAAGCCACCCUCACUGGACAACACCUGCUCCUACUUUUACACCCUCGUGUCGCAGGACACGCAUGAGGUUCAUCAGAGCUAUGGGAGACAGAGCUGGCUGCGGGAUCAGGGGUUCGCGUACCGUGUGCUACAGUGCGACUCCGUACUAAAGGAGUUGUGGCGCACCGGGGGGAAACCCUGCUGCGUGGGACACCCACAAUGGUGGUACGAGACAUUGGACCGAUCGUUGUCGUCGGCAGUGGGUGGCAAAGGCAGCCUUUGGAUUCCCUUUUCACGGCAGGCCUCACGCCGCAUGCAGUACUACUUUGUGCGUGGGAGAGAAGGCUGCGAGCUGGACUCCGCCGUGCUUGGCGACACCCCAAGACCGGGGGAGAUGCUUGCCAGCGGCGUAGAAGAGAAAUGGACCGUGCGCUUCAGCGCCUCCAACGCUCCAGAGACCUUUGGCACCGUACAGAUGGCCGAGGACAACCCGACCCUGGUGCGCCGUGUCUGCGUUGGCCCGCUGGAUGCCGAGCACGACUGUCUAAGUGAGGAGGGGGACUGCGUCCAUUACGUUCUAGAGCAAAUGAGGCUGCUGGUCAAGAGGCGGGCAAAGCCGCGAUGA
This is a messenger RNA of Trypanosoma conorhini, 2751 nucleotides long. RefSeq names its product putative DNA repair helicase. The transcript has a single exon. NCBI's taxonomy places the organism in Eukaryota, Euglenozoa, Kinetoplastea, Trypanosomatida, Trypanosomatidae. The record is from RefSeq and is a predicted model, not a curated record. Gene Ontology annotation, molecular function: ATP binding; 3'-5' DNA helicase activity; DNA binding. Gene Ontology annotation, cellular component: nucleotide-excision repair factor 3 complex; transcription preinitiation complex; transcription factor TFIIH holo complex. Gene Ontology annotation, biological process: nucleotide-excision repair; transcription initiation at RNA polymerase II promoter. The coding region runs from base 1 to 2751 and encodes 916 amino acids.